AGAUCAAUCAUUUUCUCGGUCUUUACUGUUUGCUUUCUACUUUUCCUUCGUUCGUCGCCUCUCUUUGGCCACUUCAAACUUAUCUCUAUUAUUUCUCUCCCUCUCUCGCGGGUCCACAAGAUGCAGUUCUCCAAGAUCCAGAUCUUCGCCAUCCUGGCCGUCGGUGCCAUGGCCAACCCAAUCCCCGCCGACUCGCCCACCGACGCCGCAACGCUGCAAGUUCGCGACGAGACGCAUUUGCUAGUGGCCAGGAACUGCGAGGGUCGUUCGACCAAGGCUUCGUGCGAAAAGUUCUUGAGCGGCUGCAAAUGGCUGCAUAGCUCCAACUACUGCGUUGGCAAGUAAGGUUUUCAACUAGGUCACCGAACUAAGAUCUGGGUGUGCACGAACUGGGCCUAUAAACUGGUUGGGGGUGGGAGAGAAUAAGGAUAGAUAGAUAUUUAUAGACUGUUCUUGGAAUAUUAUUCACGAACUUACAAGGCUG
Molecule: messenger RNA, 484 nt
Organism: Gaeumannomyces tritici R3-111a-1
Lineage: Eukaryota; Fungi; Ascomycota; Sordariomycetes; Magnaporthales; Magnaporthaceae
Exons: 2
Coding region: 121-345 (74 amino acids)
Source: RefSeq, a predicted model, not a curated record